Stegodyphus dumicola is the source of this 639-nucleotide messenger RNA. Its product is annotated as tRNA (32-2'-O)-methyltransferase regulator THADA-like. Gene Ontology annotation, cellular component: cytosol. The record is from RefSeq and is a predicted model, not a curated record. Gene Ontology annotation, biological process: tRNA methylation. Lineage: Eukaryota; Metazoa; Arthropoda; Arachnida; Araneae; Eresidae.
AAUGUGUAAAACCUAAAGAGUUGGAACUUCUAAAAGAUUUUAUAAAUGAAAAUCUAAAUGUUGAUUCUGCUCUGUUUCAACAACAGUUGUUAUCUCAGUUACGAAUGCUGCUUGUUCGAAUAAGAGACAGCUGUGUACAGGAAUAUCAUUUGAAAUCUAAAAACACAGAAUUUUCUUUAUGUGUUUCACAGUUAGAAUUUGUAGAGUGGCUUGCUCAGACCGCUAUCAAAAAUACUUUUCCAGGAGCUUGUUACCAGAGACGUCGACUUUCUCUUCAAAUCCUUGGUAUUUUGUAUGAUGUCUUUAUAGUAUCACCUCUUGGAAUUAAAAGGAAAGAAAAACCAUCUAAAAAUGUAAACUUGGUUAUUGAAUGGGCUCAAAAUCAUGAAUUCUGGCAUUUUUUCAAAAACAAUUUGCUGUUGAAUAUAAUUCCAUGUUUAACAGAUUAUACUGAUGAGAUUCGAGCAUUAGCUGCUGAUCUUCUAUUGGAAUAUUCCAUUUGGUCUACUAUUUCUGAUCAAAACAUUUACUUUAGCAGCAAAUAUCUUUUGAAUUAUGCUCAUACAUUGUGUAAUCAUCCUGAUUACAGAAACAAUGAUGGUGGUGCUCACCUUUACUCUAUACUAUUUGUAAAGUAAG